Molecule: messenger RNA, 477 nt
Organism: Strongylus vulgaris
Lineage: Eukaryota; Metazoa; Nematoda; Chromadorea; Rhabditida; Strongylidae
Source: the annotation of a GenBank genome assembly
AUGUGGGUGAUUGGCUCAUCAUAUCGUGUCGCUCAUGAGGCGGACUCUGUUUCCACUCGUACAGUUAAUAACAAAGAUGCUCACUCCUUCCCUGAACCCAUUGUACAGCUAGCAAAACGAGCGAAAAUGAACACCGACGUACGAAGAAAUGUUUUUUGUACCAUAGCAAUAUCGGAUGACGAGGAUUCAGCAUUUGAAGGCCUUCUACGCCUUUCGCUUAGGGGACAACAAGAAAGGGAAAUAAUCUAUGUAUUGAUUAUUAUGAUGCUAAAGGAGAAAGCAUCCAAUCCAUUUUAUCCAACACUGAUCGCAAGGUUUUGUGACUUCGACAAAAGGUUCAUCGUGAGUUUGUCUUUUUUGUUUUACGAAGCUUUCUUUCGCUUCCUCACAAUAUUUAUUUGGGUAGUGUCUAUUUUACCCUUUACCUUCCCUGUAAAACCACUAUCAUCGCUAUUCAUUCAAUUGCGGCAGUUUUGA